AUGCCGAAAAGUUGUUGUGCGGUUGGAUGCUCCAACAACAACGUGAAGGACAAGAAAUUAUCUUUCCACAUCUUUCCCAUGGACCCGGAUCGCCGGACAAAGUGGGUAAACGCCGUGAAAAGAUUGUAUCGGUCCGUCGUGGACAGAGAAAAGAGGGAGAGGAAGCUGAGAGAGUGGGUGGAGGGGACCCAUGAACAACAGGCCGAGAGGAAGAGGAUCUCCACGAGGUAG
This is a messenger RNA of Salarias fasciatus (jewelled blenny), 231 nucleotides long. Its product is annotated as THAP domain-containing protein 2-like. Lineage: Eukaryota; Metazoa; Chordata; Actinopteri; Blenniiformes; Blenniidae. The record is from RefSeq and is a predicted model, not a curated record. Bases 1 to 231 code for a protein of 76 amino acids. The transcript has 4 exons.